Trypanosoma rangeli is the source of this 1326-nucleotide messenger RNA. RefSeq names its product putative amino acid transporter. Gene Ontology annotation, biological process: amino acid transmembrane transport. The record is from RefSeq and is a predicted model, not a curated record. The transcript has a single exon. Gene Ontology annotation, molecular function: amino acid transmembrane transporter activity. Lineage: Eukaryota; Euglenozoa; Kinetoplastea; Trypanosomatida; Trypanosomatidae. The coding region runs from base 1 to 1326 and encodes 441 amino acids.
AUGGCUCCACAGGAUAACCCCUCCAUGGGGUCCUGGUUGCCUGGCGAAGAAGGCAACGAGAGGGGUUGCAAGCACACGGGUUCUGCAAGGGGCGUAUUGAGCUGCUUAUCACGCAUAAUUCCGCACGGUGGUGUCUUGUCGACGACGUUUAACCUUGCAAGUGCAACGCUCGGUGGCGGGGUGAUCAGCCUGGCUGCGGCCUUUCAGAUGAGCGGUGCCGCGUUUUCUGUUAUUCUUCUUGUGCUUGUGACGCUGUGCACUGUUUAUUCUGUCGGCCUGAUGAUACAGGCCGUUGAGCUGACCGGAUAUACUUCUGACGCGGAACUUUCAAGGAAGCUGUUUGGUCGGGGGUGGGACUACUUCACGGUCUCUCUCACGUGGUUGUUCACUUUUGGCACCUGUGUGGGCUACGUCAUUGCCAUUGGCCGCCUCAUGGAGCCCGUACUGUCCGAUCCCUCCUUGCCAGAGUUCUGGCGCUCCGUGGCAGGCAAUCGCGUGGCGACAAGUGCAAUCUGGUUUGUGGGCAUGUUCUCGUUGUCGCUACCGAAGGAGAUCAACUCCCUGCGCUACGCCUCUGCUGCUGGAGUAUUUUUCAUUUGCUUCUUUAUUUUGUGCAUUGUGGUCCACUCCGUGCGUAAUGGAUUUCGGGGCGGAAAACUCCGUGAUGAUGUUGUCAUGUUCAAGACGGGAAACGGGGCAAUCGAAGGCCUUUCCAUCUUUAUGUUUUCGUAUCUAUGCCACAUGAACUGUUUCUCGGUUUUUGCGGAAAUGCGGAAGCCGAGCGCGAAACGCAUGACACUCCACACAGCAUGCAGCAUGACUCUGUGUUGCAUUGCGUACAUCGUUGCCGGCUUUUUUGGUUACGCCGACUUUGGAGCCAAGGUGACGGACACUGUUCUCGUGUUCUACGAUGUCCGAGGCGAUGUGAUGAUGGCGAUCGCCUACGCAGGUAUCGUGUUUAAGCUGUGUGUUGGUUUUGCGCUGUGCAUGCAGCCUGCUCGCAACUGCUGUUAUUACAUCAUCGGAUGGGAUUUGGCCACGGUCCCUGCUUGGAAGAACUGCCUCUUCUGCGGGGUUAUGGCGCUCUGCGCCCUGCUGCUUGGGCUCUUUAUUCCUGUGCUGAACACCGUCUUUGGGCUGCUGGGCAGCUUCUGCGGUGGUAUUCUUGGCUUUAGCCUGCCAGCACUGUACCGUAUGUACUGUGGGAACUGGAGCCUGGCGACUGUGGGAGUUGCGAACUACGUUUGCACCUACCUCCUCCUCAUUGCUGGCGUGAUUGCGGUUGUCUUUGGCACGGGGGCGUCUUUGUACGGUGUGUUUGGGUAG